AUGCGACGGGCACGACAAGAACAGCAAUGGAAAAAUUGUAAGCAAGAAGAAAACGAAACAAUCAACGAAUUUAUCGUUCGAAUUCGUGCCCUGUGGCAAGAACAAAAGCCAAAUGAAAAUGAAGAUGACCUCAUACGACACCUAAUGUGCAAGAUGAAAAACAAUCUAUUUACGAUGAUUGGAAUAUCUCGAUGUGGAUCAUUAGAUGAAAUUAUUAUAGAAGCACGAAAAAUUGAAGAAAUUCUCUAUCAAAGAAACAAACAAUUAUAUAGAAAUUCUAAUCAAGAUAGAACACAAAAUAACGCAUCAACAACAUCAAUAUACAACAACGAUAAUCAAUAUGAAACACAAGCAGUGUCGGCAUAUCAAAAGAACCGACAAAUGAAUACGUAUGCGAAAGGAAAUUAUACAAAUAAAUAUUAUGGCAACGAUCAUCGACCAUCGCAAUGGGCAAAUUACUCGUCAUAUGCAACGACAAAUCGACGAGAUAUAUACUCGACAUAUGACACAAAAUGUCAAGCCUGUGGAAAAAAGGCCACAAUAGAAACGACUGCCCACAACAAUACAAUACUUAUUCACAACAACAAUCAUGGUACUACCCAAAAAACGACGAUGGAGUGCACGAUGGACGGGACCAUGGCGCUCCAAACUAAAUUAUCCCGUCCAAAUAUCCGCCGAAAUUCAUAUCGUUAA
Molecule: messenger RNA, 693 nt
Organism: Rotaria socialis
Lineage: Eukaryota; Metazoa; Rotifera; Eurotatoria; Philodinida; Philodinidae
Source: the annotation of a GenBank genome assembly